AGGUAUAAUUUCCAGUCAACUUCAGGUAAAGAAUUAUCUUGGAGUUAUGGAUAUCCCGACCUCCACAACAUUGAACAAGAUACAUUACAGGUGCACCAUGCAGGGCUGAAAAAGGAAUUAUAUUACAACAUAAUAAAAAAGGAGGCAAUGACCAAAGAAGUGAUCCAUGAAAAUAACUUGCAUCCCAGGAACAUUGUCAAUGUCACCAUAGACGGCACAACUUGUGUUCUUUUUGGAUUUAAGAGAAUGAUAAUCAGAUUCAAGAAUCAGACUCAGCUGGAUUUGACAAGUACGAACUUAAGCUUGUAUGAUUCUGUGAACAUGGAGGAGUCAAACUGUAAUGAAGAAAAUACCACACUUUCAUUGACAUUUCGUAAGGCUACACGUGUGAAAGGACUUACAUUAAGGCUUUUAUUGGUGAAAAGCUACUACAAACUUUCAGUCCAAAAUUGGUAUCAAUUGCAAUGCAUUCAGAUCCUCUUCAACCAUAGUGUGCAAGCAACGUUCAACAGUACCAAAAUAUUUGCUCCAAAUCAGCUAUUCUUACCACUGUCAGCAUGUGAGCAGCCUACAGAAAUAUGAUUCUCUGUUAUUUCCCAGCUCAGACAACAGCUCGGCACUCUGGGAUGUCACCUUCCUGGAUUUUCAGAUACAAGGAUUUAACAUUGAAGAAGGAGUGUUUUCCUAUGCCAAAGACUGUACAACUUACUUUUCUCCAGCUAUUCUUAUGGGACUAGUCAUGUCACUUAUCCUCCUACUAGUCCUCGCCUAUGCUCUCCACAUGCUGAUCCAUCUAAAAUCUAUGGACAGACCUUACCAGAGGAAAUGUUCUGCCACCUAUUUCCCUAAAACAAAAGACAAUUAUCUGGAAGAUGAGAGGGAGCCCCUCAGAGGCUGUGGACAAGAGUUCUAUGAACUAAGACAGCCAGAGUACUGUAGACUAAGCAUUCAGCAGUGUGCAUCUGUUUCUCAUUAG
Molecule: messenger RNA, 976 nt
Organism: Staurois parvus
Lineage: Eukaryota; Metazoa; Chordata; Amphibia; Anura; Ranidae
Source: the annotation of a GenBank genome assembly